Molecule: messenger RNA, 1695 nt
Organism: Acanthamoeba castellanii str. Neff
Lineage: Eukaryota; Discosea; Longamoebia; Acanthamoebidae
Product: inorganic diphosphatase
Exons: 13
Coding region: 1-1695 (564 amino acids)
Biological process (GO): iron import into the mitochondrion; phosphate-containing compound metabolic process
Cellular component (GO): mitochondrial membrane; cytoplasm
Molecular function (GO): magnesium ion binding; inorganic diphosphate phosphatase activity; ferrous iron transmembrane transporter activity
Source: RefSeq, a predicted model, not a curated record
AUGAGUAGUCGCCAGCCGGGCGACAGACCCAAGCGCGAGGAGGGACCGCCCCACCAUGCCCUCCCACCACCCAGCCUCACCGUCACAAUGCUGGCAUCCGCCACAGCAAGCAUGCUGUCACGAAUACCGUGCCACCCGCUGGACACGGUCAAGGCCAAGCUUCAGGUCGGCGCCCAGGGCGGCCUGCGGGGCGUUCUACGCCACACCCUCCGCACUGAAGGCCUGCGGGGCGUUCUACGCCACACCCUCCGCACUGAAGGCCUGCGGGGGCUCUACCGCGGCUUUGGAGCGGCAUUUGUGGGGAGCGGACCAGCGGGGUGCCUGUACUUCACCACCUACGAGCUCGCCAAGAAGGGCCUGCUUUCGGUGGGGCUGGUGGGGCAGAGCCCCUUCCUGGCCCACUUCGGCGCGGGACUGCUCGCCGAGCUCGUCUCCUGCGCUCUCUGGGUUCCCAUCGACGUGGUCAAGGAGCGAAUGCAGGUGCAGUCCACCCUGGCUGCGGGCAAGCCGUCCUACGCCUACACGGGCGACCUCCAUGCGGCCGCUACCAUCCUACGCACGGAGGGCCUCCGAGGGCUGUAUCGAGGCUACGGCGCAACGGUGCUCAGUUUUGGCCCCUUCUCGGCGCUCUAUUUUGUAUACUACGAGCAACUGAAAGGCCUGGCCGAGGCGUUCUCCGCCAGCAAUGAUUCCUCCACCUCCGCCUCGACGAGGCGACCGCCACCAGAGCUACACAGCACGAAUGUGCUAGAUAUGGCCAAGCUGAGAAUGCAGGUUGAACGGGCAGGCGGGGAGCGAACGUUCGGCUACACCAACGUAUUCCACGGAGUCGCACGCAUCGUCAGCGACGAGGGCUGGCGCGGCAUCUUCCGAGGCGCCGGCGCGCGCAUCGCCUUCCAGGCGCCCACCACCGCGAUCGCGUUGGCCGCGUUCGAGCGGCUCAAGGUGGGCUACGGCCGCCUUGCGGAGCGAGUGGAGGCGCGGGAAGUGGGUACGCCAGACACGCCGGGCUAUCGUGUGUUCUUCUACAACACGGAGGGAAAGAAGAUCUCGCCCUGGCACGACAUCGCUCUCACCGAGCCGGGCACCCGGAUCGAGCAGGGCGUGCUCCGCUACGUCGUAGAGAUCCCCAAGGGAACCGACCAGAAGAUGGAGAUCGCCACCGAUGAGCCCUGGAAUCCCAUCAAGCAGGACACACGCAAGGAUGGCGCGCUAAGGUAUCUGAAGCAUGGGCCGGUGCUGUGCAAUUACGGUGCGUUCCCACAGACGUGGGAGGAUCCGAGCGCGGAAGCCCACCCGCAGGUGAACUUGGCCGGCGACAACGACCCCAUUGAUGUCAUCGAGAUCGGCUCCCGCGUCGCCCAGCGAGGCGAGGUGGUAAAGGUGAAGGUGCUUGGCGCAUUUGCACUGGUGGACGAGGGUGAGCUGGACUGGAAGGUGCUCGCCAUCGAUGUGAACGACCCCAAGGCUGCUUCCCUCAAUGACGUGAGCGAGGUGGAGAAGCAAAUGCCGGGCACGCUGGCGGCGGUGCAGGAGUGGUACCGCGUGUACAAGGUGGCCGAGGGCAAGCAGAAGAACUCCUACGCCUUCGACGACAAGGCCCUCGAUCGGCACGGACACGAGAGCUGGCGGAAGCUCUUCACCGCCCGGUCCUCGCCCAAGUUCGCCUUUGACAGCACCAGCGGUGCCCAGUAG